This is a messenger RNA of Peronospora matthiolae, 288 nucleotides long. NCBI's taxonomy places the organism in Eukaryota, Oomycota, Peronosporomycetes, Peronosporales, Peronosporaceae. The record is from the annotation of a GenBank genome assembly.
AUGAUGUCGCUGUUUUACGUGGACGGUCCGACCGAAUUAUGCCCAAUGAAAGAUCCGGAUUCGAGGGGGAGUGGCGCUCGAUUCGGUAUGACGGAUUAUUCGCGGAAGCCACGGCGCAAGACGUCGAGCCUUGAGAUAGUCGUCACUCCUCGCGCUCCGACUGCUGCUUCUGCUGCUGCACCCGCGUGCGCUUUUGAGUGUCCGUGUCUCUUCUCUCUAUUUCCGGCUCCUCCAGUUGUACACGACGCGUCAAGCGCCUGCCACAGCCAAAAGUCCGUCGCUCGCUAG